This is a messenger RNA of Mytilus trossulus (common blue mussel), 2961 nucleotides long. RefSeq lists its product as uncharacterized. The record is from RefSeq and is a predicted model, not a curated record. The transcript is spliced from 11 exons. NCBI's taxonomy places the organism in Eukaryota, Metazoa, Mollusca, Bivalvia, Mytilida, Mytilidae. The coding region runs from base 67 to 2040 and encodes 657 amino acids.
AACGUUCACAAAACACAUGAUGUUUUCUUAUAAUUUAAGGUUACAUAUGAAUCUGGAAAAGCGAAAAUGUAUAGUUUGAAAAACUUAUGCGAAGGUCUUGGUUUUGGGCCAGCUGUCAAGACUCGUUCAGGUUUUAUGAAAAUAUGGGACUCAUUGAAAGCAAACGUAGAUAAUUAUCAGCUACAGACAUCUUCAACAGAUAACAUUGAUCAGUCGAAGAACCAAGUUAAUAUGAAUAUUUCAGAUGUACCGGGAGGGGAGGAUUUAACCAGGACUGACGACAACGUCAACACAUUGGAUAAUGUGCAAAGAAAAUCCUCGACGCGUAUGUCACCAGUCCACACGAAAUUAUUGUCACCAAUGGACAGUUCUGAAGAUGCAUCGACAGUUGAAGAUAUUCUAGAACGUAGCAUGAGUUCUUGCACUGAAGCGCAUAUGAAUAAAGAAGACGUUUCCGAUAGCACACCAGUUACAGUGGAGCAGUCAAUUUUGGACGAUUAUUUAAUAGGAGACACAUUAAAGGUACAUAUUCAGAACUUAGUUACACCUGCCGAUGAUCGCUGUUUUCGAAAUCUGGACACGAAACAUGCUCACUGUCUAAAACAAUUUUAUGAAAAUCAGCAAAUGUGUCAUACAAUUCUCAUUGGCAACAUUGUCAGCGAUGUUACUACUAAUAAAGAUAAUUUGUCAAAGCUUCUUCAAGAACCUGGCAAAGUAGCAGUUGAAACUUUAGGUGGUAAUCAUACAAGACAUGCGCUACAAUGUUUAUUCGCAAGCCAAACCAAACCUAUUAGCAUGGUAACAUGUCGGUUAUACAACAAAUUACCAGACGAGUUGGCGCUACAAUUAGGAUAUGAACACAAUGCAUCUAAUACAAUAGGAAAACCGACAAGUUUUGUUGAUUUAGUAAAGGUGUUUCGAAAAGAAGCAACAAAAAUAGUAGGAGAUACAGAUAUUAGCUGCAUGCAAAAUAGUGAAGUAAAGCAAUGGAAAGAUAUUUUAUGUACCAUUCUAGGGAUGGACAGAAAGGCGGGAGAAUUUCAUAACAAGUACAAAAUUGUUUUGAAAAUUGCAAAAUCAAAGGAUUCAGUAUGGAGAAAAAUUUUAGAAUUCUGUUUCGCUUUCGAAAUGAAUGAAAUUAGAAAUACUCCAAGAGGAUCUUUAAAGGUUACACAGUUGAGAGAUUUUUCAAUGCUUUCUAGUGAUAACCAAAUACAUAUUUUGGAAGAAACAUUACAGACAAAAGACUGGAGAGUAUUUAAGAGAGAAGUAGAAAGUGUAAGUUCAGAUCGAAAGAAAACACCUGGGAAAACAAAAGCAGAUCCGUCAGAAAUGUUGACAGAAAGAUCAAUGAAAGUAAUUUUAUUAUAUUUAUCUAGUGAGUGUAAAAUAAAACAACUGACUACCGAAAGAGAAAAAUUGUCAACUACUUCAUCAACAUUAAAAUCAAAGUUGACAGAAGAACAAAAGAAAACAAAGGACUUCGAGACAUUGUUGAAUCAAGAAAGGAAAAAAUGCAGCGCACUUGAAAUUAAAUUACAGCAAUUGAGGAGAUCAGAGACUGAACUCAAAGUUGUCUUGGAUAAGCAGAUUGAUAAAAGUGAAAAAUCUGGUAAUCUGCUACAAGUUGAAAAAACAAAAUACCAAACCCUGGAAGAAAUGUACAAUAAAUUGGAAGAAGCAAAAGCUUGUUUAGAAAAGAAAGUUCAGGAAUUUGAAGAAUCUAUUAGAUGUCAACAUACUGAAAAACACACAAGCCAAGUAGACUACUCUAUUGUAUCAGGUAGAGUCUCGACUCCAAAACAAAAACUGAAAAAUGACUGCAGUGACACUUUAAACAAGAAGAAAAGAAGGAUGAGUUCAAAGGAAUUUGAAGUUGGUACGUCUGUUGAAGCAUUUUGGUAUCCAGACAAGUGUUGGUACACUGCAAAAAUACUAAUGAAGACAGGAAAAGGCUAUGAAGUAAAGUACGAUCUUGAUAAAUUUGUCAAAGAUCUCCCUUUGAAAUAUGUAAGAGCAGAAAAGAUAUCUACAGAAUAGACAGAUUUGCUGAAACAAAGGAGAAUGACCAUCAUUGGAGGAUAACUAUGAUGCUAGCCAAAGAGGAGAAAUAUUUGACGAACAUGUGUUAUUUUUAUAAUUAUUAUUGUUGUCCCUAUAGAAAUAAUAUAAAAAAAAAUGUUUUAGAUAUUGCGUAGUUGUUAAUAAUUGUCAUAGAAAUAAUCAUAUAGCUACUCUGCGUAAGGAAGUACAGCAGUCACUGUGACACAUUUGUGGAUUUCUUUAUCAUUUACUUUAACACCAGAAAUUUGCGGAAAAAAAAACAAUAGAAUAUACCAAUAAUAAACGUUUAACUUUUGAUUCAUUAAGCUUAUUAAUUGCAUUUUAAGUUGGGUAGUGAUGUUUAAUGGAUAAAUGAUAGUUAAUAUCAUUGACUUUAAGUUUUCUACCAUUUUAGGUGAAGCGAAUUAGUAUCUACAACGUAUAUUUCAAUAUUAAAGACAGAUACACCCGGUUCACAAAAUCGUUAGAAAAAUAAAUCUAAUUUCAAAUACAGUGUUCCAGAGUAAUAUGCAAUUUCAAUGUAAUCAAUUAAUAUAGAUCUAAAAACAGAAACAUUUAUAUGAAAUUCAUCUUUAAAUAAAUACUUCGACUUGUAUGGUUCACGUUUUUCUUUACCAGAAAUAUGCAUCAUUUCGGGGCUUUUUAUUGUUGAAGGUUCGGUAAGGAUUUUGCUCUUUUUAAAAGGCCGUAUGUCACAGAAAACCUAUAGCUUUUUUAUGUCAUUUGGUCCCUUGCGGAGAGUAUUCUCACUCGCAAUCAUACCACAUCUUCUUAUUGAAUAUUUGAAAACAAAAUGUUACCGGUUGAUUAUGUAUAUAUACUGAAUGUACCUUUUUAGUCUAUGAACAAUUGUGAUUAGAGUAACAUUUUCACGUUGUUCUUGGUCUAAGAACCAAA